Molecule: messenger RNA, 532 nt
Organism: Pocillopora verrucosa
Lineage: Eukaryota; Metazoa; Cnidaria; Anthozoa; Scleractinia; Pocilloporidae
Source: RefSeq, a predicted model, not a curated record
CUUAGUUCUCGCGCGCACACGAACGACUCAUUGGCCAAGGACUCUGUUGCCAUUUUGCCUCUUCUAGAUGGUCAGAGACUAGUGUCAUUGGCAGUCAACUGAGCGAGGACGAAACAUGCUUCGUAUAACUUUCCUUCGCGUCCUGCUGCUCGGUUUGUUUGGGAUUUCAGCGACAACAGCACAGCGAUUGGAUGACCCAUGUAUUCUUGACCUGGCAUUCAUCAUAGACGCAUCUGGUAGCAUCGAGCCUUAUUGGGAAGAUGUUCGGAAGUUUGCCGCCGGAGUCGCGAAACUGGUGAACAUAUCGUCCGAUGGAUCCCAUGUUGGAGUGGUUAAGUUCGGCGAGACAUCCAAAAUAGAAUUUGGGUUCAAUGGAGGGCAAAACGAAAACACUGUUGUUCGAAAUUUGCUUAAUCUAGAUCCCCCUAUUCCGGGUUCAAGAACCAUGCUGCACUCAGCGCUCGAAAAAGCAAACGACGACCUUUUCAACCCACAGACAAAUAGCUUCCGAGAAGAUCCCAAUGUACGGAAG